GCAUGGUUAAACUGUAGGUCACUUCCGCAAACAAAGACUGGUUGAGAAUGAAUGAGUACACUACAUGAUGCUUCUCUAACAAAGUUAGAGUCAUGGGCUGUAGCAGCAGCACAGGUUCAAAUGCAGACGAUGGAGGAGCAUAUAAACCAGACGUGAAAAUGACUGUUGGUUCCCAGGUCCGAUGGCAGGAAAAGUGCCCUCGUUUGAUUUUCCUACUAGGUGGACCUGGCUCAAAGAAAGGCUUUAUAGUUGACAACCUGGUCCAGACUUUUGGCUUCAAGUUGGUUAGUCUGGAAGAUCUCAUUCUCUUGGAACUGCCAAAGAAACUCAAGAUGACGAACCAUGUGGAUGGAAUUGAUGACAUCAAGCAGAUUGUCAGGGAUAAGCCUUCACUCCUUUCACUGUCUUGGACUCUGGAACAUCUUGAACGCCAUCUGGAGGGAGAUCUCCAAGCCACUUACCUGGUUGACGUCAUUCCAAAUCUCAAGUGGAUGCUGCUGUCAGACACUUUAAUAAAGAAUCCCACAGAUGAACUUCAGGAGCUAGAAAAAAAGUACCCUAUAGCAUUUGCUCUAAACCUUGCAAUCAAAGAGAGUGAUGUUAUAAAGAAAAUAAAGCCUCUCCCUGCAGUAGGUGAAGUCCAACCCGCAGAGGGUCAGCAGACGGACGAGGUCGAUUCCUCCAGGACAGAGAAACGAGCUAAGCUUUAUGAGACUUCAGCUAAGUCUUGGCUUCACCACUUUGAGCUAUCUGACAGGCUGGUUUCUAUAGACAUGUCUUCAACACAACCACAGCAUGUGUAUGACAAGUUGAGACAGUUUUUUAUAGAACUGGGAGCAACCUCAGUGAGGACUGUAAAUUCUAUAGUUUUGUUUGGUUUUGAUGAACAGGAGCUGUCUGAUGUGAACAUUGACUAUUAUGGGAUGUCAAAGGUGAAAUUACAGUCAGUUGUUGCUGAUCCUAUGGCUUCCACAGAACAGCUGAUAUCAGACUUGUGUAAGCACCUCGAGAACUGCACUGAAACGGAAUCAUUUGCAGUAGAACUGGAUGGAACGUCCAUUAAGAAGGAGGCUAGUGACAAGUGUUUAGAGAAAGCUACUCUUUUCCUAAAUGAUAUUGAGCAGACAACGUUGGAUUCAGUUCUCCACUGUACUCCUAGUAAAGGCAGACCUCAAAACAAUAAAAAGUUCAAAGCUAUUAUGUCAACAGAAGGGGACAUUUGUCUUUUCCCAGAGGACACUCAUAAUAGCACAUGUAAGCAUAUAGCACAAUGUAUGGCCAAAGUGAGACAAAGAUGAUGGAUGUCGGAAGAGUUGGGAAAAGAUUGCCUGGAACAGAGAUAAAUUAUCUCUACUUGCCUAAAUGUGGUGAAAUGCACAGGUUGUCAGUGAUGCACUCCAAGGAACAUGUUGAAUGAGCAGAUUAAACAUAAACAUAUAUCUCAUCAAGAUUUGACUUAGAACUAGAAAAGCACUCCAAGACCGCAGACCUCCACCAAGGCAGCAAAGUCUCCACCCAAUGCCG
This is a messenger RNA of Lingula anatina, 1524 nucleotides long. RefSeq lists its product as uncharacterized. Lineage: Eukaryota; Metazoa; Brachiopoda; Lingulata; Lingulida; Lingulidae. The record is from RefSeq and is a predicted model, not a curated record.